Messenger RNA from Sipha flava (yellow sugarcane aphid), 753 nucleotides. RefSeq names its product piggyBac transposable element-derived protein 4-like. Bases 1 to 753 code for a protein of 250 amino acids. The record is from RefSeq and is a predicted model, not a curated record. Lineage: Eukaryota; Metazoa; Arthropoda; Insecta; Hemiptera; Aphididae. The transcript is spliced from 3 exons.
AUGAAUAUUAAUGAUAGUGAUAUAUGUCAAGUGUUGUUUGAAGACAUACCGUCGGAUGACGGGAGUGUAACAUCAAUAGAUGAUACAGACAUGGACGAAAACUAUAUUAUUCCUACGCAGAACACAAAUAAUAUAAUCGAAGAAUCUUCUGAUUCAUCUGGUGAAGAGGUGAAUACGAUUGAUCAACACUCGACUUCUAUUGUAAAAUGGAAAAAUAAACGCUCGGUGCACUUACUCUCCAACUUUCACGACCCGAAAGAGGUCGAAACAGCCGAGCGAAAAAACAAAGAUGGAUCUACUUCAUAUGUUCCUUGCCCUAUCGCUUUGAAAGAAUAUAAUAAAAAUAUGAAUUGUGUUGAUAAGUUUGACCAAAAUAAAAAAACGUGUCAGAUUGAUCGAAAAAGUAAGAAGUGGUGGCACCGAAUAUUUAUUCAUUUCAUAGAUGUUGCUGUCGUUAAUGCUCAUGUAAUUUAUACACAAAAAACUGGUAUUAAAAUAAAAAUAAAUGAUUUCCGUCGACAAAUUUCAUCUGAAUUGUUCAGCAAAAAAAUCAUAGAAAAACGUCAAAUGAAGCAAACUUCCGAACCACCACCAGUGCAACUCAAAAGAAAUAAGCCAUUUGUUUCCAAAAGUAUUCGUCUCGAACAAUCAGCACACCAUCCAACUCGAUCUACUCGUAGGAGAUGUGGUAAUUGUAGUACCAAAUAUAAGGAGGUGAGGACAGAGUGGGUAAAAUUGAGAUUCAAACCAUAA